AUGGCUUCAGUUAUCAUUGGUGGUAAUGAUAGAGGCUAUGUUGAUAGGAAUGACGUGAGGGGAGAGACAGAAAUGAACCACUCCUUUGUGGAGGAUUCCAUCCACUAUGUCCUGAAUGCAAUAGACCAAGAGGACCUGCAUCUCCUGUUGAGAAAAGAUGAAGCAUGGAAGGAGUUUGUGGCCAUCGCUGAUGAUGAGGCAGAUGCACUUUAUGAAGGUCUGAAGAAACAUAAAACACUCACAGCCAAAGAUGUCGAAGAGAAGCGCCAGCAAGAACUGGCAAACCGGAAGAGGUUUCUGGAAUUAUAUCCGUCGGUGAAAAGGGAUAUUGAUCAGCAUAUAAAGCAGCUCUAUAGACUUGCCGACAGGGCUGACCAUGUCCACGAGGACUGUACCAUUGCCAAUGUGGUGGCUGACUCCACUGGCAUUCUGUCUAGCAUCCUGACUAUUGUGGGCUUUGGUCUGGCCCCAUUUACAGCAGGGAUCAGUUUAGGUCUAUCUGCUACUGGUUUGGGAUUGGGGGUAUUGGCUGCUUCCACCAAUGUAGUCAGCAGCUAUGUGGAAAGAUCUAAUAUGUCAUCCAUAGAAGCUGAAGCCAUGAACGUGGAAUCAUCGGAAAUCAAUUUAAAUCUACUUGGGGAGGUGAUAAGUGAUAACAAAAAUAGAUUUUCUUCUGUAAAAAAUAUUUAUACAGCUGUAAGAAGGAUUGCAAGGCACAUCCGUGCCAUGAAGUUGGCCAGUCUCAAUCCUCAGACAGCAGCUCAAAUCUCAGCCCAGAGCUCAAGUCUGAUAGGCAAAGUGUUUGGAGGCACUGCUAAGACAAUGACCAAGGGAGCCCGUGUCAUUGGUGGGGCCACCAUAGGCUUAUCCAUUCUGGUGGAUAUUUAUAGCUUGGUGCAAAAUUCAAAGGAUUUGCACGAGGGAGCAGUGUCAGAGUCUGGUGAGAAGCUGAGGCAGCAUGCUCAGGAGCUAGAGAAGAUGUUGGUAGAACUCUAACAGAUCUAUGAGAAUCUACAGUAA
Messenger RNA from Suncus etruscus (white-toothed pygmy shrew), 1020 nucleotides. Its product is annotated as apolipoprotein L3-like. Gene Ontology annotation, cellular component: extracellular region; membrane. The record is from RefSeq and is a predicted model, not a curated record. Gene Ontology annotation, biological process: lipoprotein metabolic process; lipid transport. NCBI's taxonomy places the organism in Eukaryota, Metazoa, Chordata, Mammalia, Eulipotyphla, Soricidae. The transcript has 3 exons. Gene Ontology annotation, molecular function: lipid binding.